AUGACAAACUCUAGUAUCCCCCCAACUAUGCGCGCAUGGUCCUACAAAGGCCGCGGCCAACUGGCCGAUGUACUCAACCUCACCUCUGACUUCACCACACCCAGCCCAUCGAAUCUCGGCCCCAACGACGUCCUAGUCAAGAUCGAAUACACCGCCUUCACCCCCAGCGCAAGCGCUCUUAUUUCCAUUCUUCCAAACUGGAUUCACACUCUCCCCGCAGUACCGGAGCUCGUGCUCUCCGGCACAGUCGCGGCGCUGGGGUCUAAUGUUGCGGCGAAACGUCCGGAUCUUACUAUUGGUGCCCGAGUGUUCGGUGGCACAUCUACACAGCUUUAUUUCAAAGGACAUGGGGCCUUGGCGGAGUAUUGUCCAUGUCCAGAGGAACAACUUGUUGUUAUUCCUAGUAGCAUCUCGUUUCGGGAUGCCGCUGCGCUGGGUGGGAAUGGCGUUACGGCUGUGGAGGUGCUUGAGGAACUUGGAUUGAAGAAGGGUGAGAAAAUUCUUAUCAACGGUGGGAGUGGUGCGACGGGGACCAUGCUUGUUCAGUGUGCUAGGGCUAUUGUUGGCGACAGUGGGCGUGUUGUGGCGACUUGUUCGGAGGGGAAUUCUGAAAUGGUGAAGAGAAUAGGGGCUGAUGAGACAAUCGACUAUCGGAAACAUGACCCUCUCCAUGAAUAUCUUGCCAAAGAGCACAGUGAAACCCGCUUCGACGCCAUCGCAGACACGGUUGGGAUACAAGAUCUCUAUACUCACUCCCCAAAAUAUCUCCGUGAAAAUGGCCGAUUUGUCAACAUUGGCGCUAUGCACAUUCAGUCUGGUCUGCAAGGUCUGUUCGGGUACAUAUGGUCACUGUGCGUCAAUCUAUUAUGGCCAAAGAUCCUGGGCGGAACGCCGCGCUGGUAUAAGAUGGUUACAGCGACGCCGAAUCAAUUUACUUUGUCCCGCUCCGGGGAAUUGGCGGAGAAGGGGCAUUUGACUGCUAUGAUAGAUUCGGAGUGGGAAAUGGAAGAUGUUUUGGAAGCAUACAAAAAGCUUCAUUCGCAACGCGCGAAAGGGACGAUUUUGGCUCGAAUUCCGAGAUAG
Molecule: messenger RNA, 1083 nt
Organism: Penicillium cosmopolitanum
Lineage: Eukaryota; Fungi; Ascomycota; Eurotiomycetes; Eurotiales; Aspergillaceae
Product: NAD(P)-dependent alcohol dehydrogenase
Exons: 3
Coding region: 1-1083 (360 amino acids)
Cellular component (GO): mitochondrion
Molecular function (GO): oxidoreductase activity
Source: RefSeq, a predicted model, not a curated record